GCAACGUCAACAUGUACAAGUUUAUGUUGUAUUACAGAAAGGGUUUAUCUUAAAGCUGAAAUAGCUAGAUUAACGACAAAACUAAAACACACACAAAACACUUAUACUUGUAAGUUAAGACUUUUGUCUUCAUAGCGUAAGACAGAUUGAUUAACUUUGAUUUACCUUCAUAGCGCCCCCACCAACGAGCAUUGUACCAUUUUUAAAUGAAAUAAUACAAAAGAUGGAAGCACAUAAAAAUUUAAUGGCAUCAAAUAUAACGGCAAAAGUAGGCAGUGAUGCACCAAAGAAGCAUCUUAUAACUCUUUCCGUUUUAUGUUAAAUUUUUAUCUAUAUGUAGUUAUAUCCAAAGAUACCUUUUAAGAGCGGACGAAUUAGCGAGAUGUAGUGGCGGUAGUUGGGGUGAAACAACAAGAAAUUUGUUGACUGCGUGUUUUGCCACCAUAAAUUUGCCAGAAAAUAGCUAUGAAAAGUUAUAUAAACAAGAGCCGGAUGUAUUGGACGCAAUGUUUAGUGAUGUUCUACUGUUGUAAAAGAAAAUCUUUUGAUUAUGUUUAUAUUUUAUGUUUUAGAAUACGUUAAAGAUAAUCAUGGUUUACCAGGUUUGGUACGUUCAACAUUUAAUGCACAAAUAUCAACAAAAUGUCGUAAUAUGAAACAAGGCGUUAAAAGAAAACAAGAAACAUUAGGAAAUGAAAGAACGAAUAACAAUAAACCAUUAGAAGACAAAUAA
This is a messenger RNA of Didymodactylos carnosus, 733 nucleotides long. NCBI's taxonomy places the organism in Eukaryota, Metazoa, Rotifera, Eurotatoria, Philodinida, Philodinidae. The record is from the annotation of a GenBank genome assembly.